AAACUGACCUUCUCUGCUACCCCGUCGCUCGUCCUGAGCCAGACGAGGAGACCUUCAAAGUUGUGUCGGCGUCGUCGAUUUCCCCGCGUGUGCUUUGUUACACACGCAUGCAGCCAUGCCGGUGGAAAUCCCCAGUUUGCAGGAGCUAAACGUGGACGAGAUCAGUGUGUCAUCUGCGGUGCUGAAGGCGGCUGCUCACCACUUUGGCUCCCAGUGUGACAAACCGAACAAGGAGUUCAUGCUCUGCCGCUGGGAGGAAAAGGACCCUCGCAAGUGUCUCGAAGAAGGGAGGAAAGUCAACGAGUGUGCGCUCAACUUCUUCAGGCAAAUCAAGGGGAACUGCGCCGAGUCGUUCACCGAGUACUGGACCUGCCUGGACUAUUCCAAUUUGGCCGAGCUGCGCCGUUGCCGCCGGCAACAGCAGUCCUUCGACAACUGCGUCCUUGACAAGCUGGGUUGGGAGCGACCUGAGCUGGGAGAUCUGUCGAAGGUGACCAAGGUUUCAACCUCGAGGCCCCUGCCGGAGAACCCCUACCACUCUCGCCCGCGCCCCGAGCCCAACCCGACCAUCGGGGGUAAACUCGAGCCUUCUAAAUAUGGCAGCAGGUUGUUCUUUUGGCCUUGGUGAGGUCACGGGCUCUGUCCAAAAGCAGCCAGGGGGGGUCACCAAAUGUUCUGACAGCAACGGUUUUGUCAUUGUUUGGUCCUAAAAGUGGCUUUUGUACAGCUUCACCAUCUUCAUAAAAUUUAUUUUGACGAAAGGAAGGCCGCAUGCAUGAUGCAUCGUAGCUUUCCCGGCCCGCUUCUGUAAAUGUCAUAGGUGAACAUUGCUGUCACAUAAUAAAGAAAUAAAUUAAGGA
Messenger RNA from Hippocampus comes (tiger tail seahorse), 860 nucleotides. RefSeq names its product NADH:ubiquinone oxidoreductase subunit A8 (gene ndufa8). Gene Ontology annotation, cellular component: respiratory chain complex I. The record is from RefSeq and is a predicted model, not a curated record. Gene Ontology annotation, biological process: mitochondrial electron transport, NADH to ubiquinone. The transcript has 4 exons. Bases 116 to 628 code for a protein of 170 amino acids. Lineage: Eukaryota; Metazoa; Chordata; Actinopteri; Syngnathiformes; Syngnathidae.